UGGCGCUACUUUGGUGUGACAACGUGUCUAUUCGUGGCAGGAGUCUGUCAAAUAGUGCACGAUGAAAUUCGUGAAUAGGUUAUUCCUCUUCCUUUUUGCUUUCGUUAGCGUAAAUGCUGGCGGCCCAACUCUUGUUUUACUCGACAAUCUUGCAAUCAGAGAGACACAUUCAAUAUUCUUCAAGACAUUACAGGAUGGCGGUUAUAUAUUAACUUUUAAAUCAGCUGAUGAUGCAAAUUUGCAACUCUCCAAGUAUGGUGAAUUCUUAUACGAGCACUUAAUAAUAUUUGCUCCUACUGUUGAGGAAUUUGGUGGUGCUCUGAAUGUGGAGACAAUAACAGAUUUUAUAGAUGGUGGUGGAAAUGUUUUGAUUGCUGGCUCCUCACAAUCUGGUGAUGCCUUGCAUGAAUUAGCCUCAGAAUGUGGCUUGGAAAUAGAUGAAGAAGGUUCUGCUGUAAUUGACCACAUGAACUAUGAUAUUUCUGAUAGUGGCCAACAUACUACCAUAGUAGCUGAUCCAUCAAAUCUGAUAGAUGCUCCAGUUAUUGUUGGAAGUAAAAAUAUCCCACCAUUGCUUUAUCAAGGAACUGGUCUGAUUGCGGAUAUAGAAAAUCCUUUGAUUUUGCGCUUAUUAUCAGCAUCAACCUCAGCAUAUACAUAUAACUCAGACCAACCAGUUAAGGAUUAUCCACAUGGAGUCGGCAAAAAUACUCUGUUGAUAGCAGCUCUACAAGCCAGAAAUAAUGCCAGAGUUCUAUUCUCAGGUUCAUUGUUCUUCUUCAGUGAUGAAGCAUUCACUAGUCCAGUACAAAAGGGACAAGGUGGUCAGAAAUAUGAGAAAUCUGGGAACCAAGUAAUGGCUAAAACUAUGGCACAGUGGGUAUUUAAGGAAAAUGGUGUCAUACGUGUAUCAUCUGUUCACCACCAUAGAAUUGGUGAAUCACAGCCACCUGCUGCAUAUACCAUCAUGGAUGAUGUAGUAUAUUCUAUCAACGUGGAGCAACUAUCAUCAGGUGGCAAAUGGGUGCCAUAUGAGACGAAUGAUCUGCAGUUGGAAUUUGUACGGAUUGAUCCGUUUGUGCGUAUGACUAUGAAACCAGUAGGAAAUGGUAGCUAUGAAGGCAGAUUCAAAAUACCAGAUGUCUAUGGUGUGUACCAAUUUAAGGUGGAUUAUUCGCGCGUCGGAUUGACACAUCUGUAUAGCACCACACAAGUGUCUGUACGUCCAUUACAACAUACGCAAUACGAGCGUUUUAUACCGAGUGCAUUCCCAUAUUACAUAAGUGCAUUCUCUAUGAUGGGUGGUGUAUUUUUGUUUUCACUCGUAUUUUUACAUUACAAAGAGGACACAAAGCCCAAGUCUGAGUAAUUCGCGGGACAGUAUCCUAUUUAUGCAAUUACGAAUAUAUCAUUUUUCAUUCUGUUUUUUUUUUAUUAGAUUUUUACUUCAAAAGAACUUAGUGUUAUUUUCUAAAAAUAUAGUACUAUGAAAAACUUAUAAAAAUAGAAAAUUGAAAGUGCUCAUAUAAUCUGGGAGGUAAUCAAGAAUUUCUUUUUCUUCUAGUAUGAAUUCGUGAAAAGUGAACACUUUCAAGAAAAUUUAUAAUUUUUAAGAGUUCAUGUUAUAGGAAAUAUUCAUGAUUUCCUUUCCUGGAUAGAUUAAUAGAUUUCAAAUAUUGCAAAUGGACAACAUAAUUGAAAGAUAUACACCUAUAUAUAUAUAUAUAU
Harpegnathos saltator (Jerdon's jumping ant) is the source of this 1728-nucleotide messenger RNA. RefSeq names its product dolichyl-diphosphooligosaccharide--protein glycosyltransferase non-catalytic subunit Ost48 (gene Ost48). The coding region runs from base 62 to 1369 and encodes 435 amino acids. The transcript has 3 exons. NCBI's taxonomy places the organism in Eukaryota, Metazoa, Arthropoda, Insecta, Hymenoptera, Formicidae. Gene Ontology annotation, cellular component: endoplasmic reticulum membrane; oligosaccharyltransferase complex. The record is from RefSeq and is a predicted model, not a curated record.